This is a messenger RNA of Naegleria fowleri, 552 nucleotides long. RefSeq lists its product as uncharacterized. Gene Ontology annotation, biological process: sterol metabolic process. Gene Ontology annotation, molecular function: cholestenol delta-isomerase activity. Gene Ontology annotation, cellular component: endoplasmic reticulum; membrane. Lineage: Eukaryota; Heterolobosea; Eutetramitea; Acrasida; Naegleriidae. The record is from RefSeq and is a predicted model, not a curated record. Bases 1 to 552 code for a protein of 183 amino acids. The transcript has 3 exons.
AUGGCUUCUUCUCUCUCGCACAUCAAGCCUUUCUCUUGGGCUGAUAAAAUCAUCUUUUUGUGGCUUUUCAUUGAUUUGAUUGUACAUGGUGUAUUAGAGAGCUCGUUUGUCUAUUUUUCUCUCACCACAACGGUUGCAAAGGCUCAACCACAAUCUGCCAUCGGAAAGAUGUUGCAUUGGGUGUGGCUUGAAUAUGGAACAAAGGCCGAUGCGAAGUGGUUGAUCUUGGAUCCAUGUGUAGUUUCUGUGGAAUUAUUGACUUGUACAGUGGAUACCUUGUUGUGUGCAAUUGUCAUGUAUACUAUGUGGACAAACAAACCAUCAAGACACUUUUGGCAAAUUAUUUUGUGUGUUUGUGAGCUCUAUGGAGACUGGAUGACAUUUGUACCUGCAAUAUUAGAGGGUGCAACAAAUUUGAACAUGGAUCCAUAUUUCUUUUGGCUCUACACUGUUGGAAGUAAUGUUGUCUGGGUUAUUGUGCCAUUAUUGUUGUUGUGUCAAUCGUAUGGUCAUGUGGUGAGUGCUUUCAAGGCAAAACAAAAAGCAGAAUAA